UGAGUCUUUAGAGAUUACUCUGCACGAAACCCUGGCCAAUCGCCCUGUGUGGCUAGUGGCCACUGUACCUAUUGGUGGAAGAAGAAGAAGAAGAUUCCUCUACGUGCCACGUACUCCAUUCCGAAUGACUUCAUCUGCUAGACAUAGCCCUGCCAGCAGCCCCAAGUAGUUAAUGGGCCUGUCGAAGUGCGCCUCCCUCAUUCUAUUAACCUUACUCCUCGUCUUAGCGUGUGUUAUUGUUGCCGUUUCUUUUCACUAUUGGUCCAUAUACUACGACGAUGAUGAGAAAUUAGUGAUAGAUGAACUGGAACUGAACCAUGGCAGCAUGAUGAACUUCCUGUGCAAUAAGCGUCGCGCAGCCAUCAAAGAUGCCACCGUUCCACGGCGUACUAGGAAAUUUCUUCCGCCUUUUGAGCCGGUGCCUCACUCACCGGGACGAACUCUCUUCUGCGUGUACGACCACGAGGCUGCUCGAAAACAGAGGCCCCAUCCAUACGAUGGUAACGACCGUUUACCCUAUCUGCCGAGGCACCUACCAUUAUCAUAUUGUCGGUACGUCAUCUACUCAUCGUUGGCUGUCGAAGCCAAGGGCGGCGUGGCUUAUAAAUGGCCGGAUUUUGACGCACCACGAGGCGUACCCGGAUUGGUUCGUCAGGUGACGCGUCAUCACUACAACACGUCCCUUCUCGUGACAAUUGGAGGCAGUGAUCUGGAUAACUGGAACCUGUCCCGCUCGACCUAUCUCCCCAAGUCCUCACACCAACUAGCUCAGCGUGUUCGAGGCUGGUUACAACGGAAUCGAUUCCACGGUGCCAACAUUCAUUGGCCCGAACCAGGCAACCGUUGCGGACGCCCGUCAGACAAGAGACAACUCGUUGGAUUCGUUCGCACACUGAGGAGGAUUCUUGGCCAUAAAUACAUAAUAACCAUCACCUUACCUCCCUCUCAUGACAUCGUUUCAUCUGGCUUUGACCUUGACGCCUUGUCAAAAGACGCCGAUUAUCUCCUAGCAACAACUCACGAUUACAACAACCUGACGUCUAAGACGGUUCAAUGUCCCAGCUCUGUUUCUCAGGUGGAUUCAACUUUACGUUUCUUGAGCGAACGCGUUCCCCAGCGCUAUUGGAACAAGGUCUGUCCCAGCGUGUCCCUUGCGGGCACUGUCUUCAUUGGCGAUGGUCCUGGUCUGAACGUCUCCGUCCGCAGGCCAAGUCGCCAUCUCGCCCACUACGAGUUCUGCACGUCAUGGCAAGAGACGUCUAACGUCGACGACUGUGGGGUCAACCAGCGCGUGUUAGAGCUAGGCCUGGUCGAGACGGUCGUCUACGAGACGACGCGUUCCCUGGCGGUCAAGAUGGAAGUCAUCGACAAGCACGCGGCUCCCAACGGUGAAGCAUGCGUGGUUGUGUACGACGUCGACUCGGAUGAUGUCGUCGGAGUUUGUAGCGAGAACGGAGUUCAAAGCCCCGUUACUAGGGCGCUGUAUCUGGGCCAAGAGAUAAAUGACGUUGAUUCGCGUUACAUUGAGACUGUUGCCGAACCUUAGUAUGUUACAUCUAUACGCGGUGUACCAGCAAUAAAUGUGAGACUAUUUGUUUAGUGCGAUGGUA
Molecule: messenger RNA, 1610 nt
Organism: Ornithodoros turicata
Lineage: Eukaryota; Metazoa; Arthropoda; Arachnida; Ixodida; Argasidae
Exons: 6
Coding region: 173-1546 (457 amino acids)
Biological process (GO): carbohydrate metabolic process; chitin catabolic process
Cellular component (GO): extracellular region
Molecular function (GO): chitin binding; chitinase activity
Source: RefSeq, a predicted model, not a curated record